AUGAUUCUUUAUGACUCCAACUCCGAUGAUGAGUUGGAGAUAGUUACAAUAGCUUCUAUGGAAGCCGAGAGUUCAUCAAAGUCACGACAUGCUGAUUGUAAACGAUGCGAGUUCCUUUGGCGUAAUCCUUUGCAAGGCCAUCAAAGGUUUUUUCUUAACUAUUUUGCUGAUCUACCAAAAAGAAAUGGUACUGGAGUGCUCGGUUUGUCUUCUCUUCAAAAAAUAACUACGGCUCUUAGAAUGUUUGCUUAUGGAGUAGCAGCUAAUUUUAUGAAUGAAUACUUGAGGAUUGGAGAAAGUACUGCAAUGAAAAGCCUAAAGAAAUUUGUCAAAGCAGUGGUUGCAAUUUUUUCUUAUGAGUACUUAAGGUCACUGAACAACGACGACAUUGCUAGAAUUCUAGCGGUUGGCGAAAGUCGCGAUUUUCCUGGGAUGUUAGGGAGCAUUGAUUGUAUGCACUGGACCUGGAAGAAUUGCCCAACUGCAUGGAAAGAACGGUUUUCUGUAUUUACCGAGCUUGCUCAGGGGCGUGCUCCUUGA
This is a messenger RNA of Camellia sinensis, 540 nucleotides long. The record is from RefSeq and is a predicted model, not a curated record. NCBI's taxonomy places the organism in Eukaryota, Viridiplantae, Streptophyta, Magnoliopsida, Ericales, Theaceae.